AUGGACAGAAAACACAGUAAGUUGUUGGAGAUGUCUGAAGCCAUCUAUGCUGAGCCCGAUAUGACCAAGAAGGUCAAGUUUAACAGAGGUGAGAUGAAGGAGAGGAUUGUGGAUAUCUACGUCAGUGCAGACACCCUGAGAGACGGUGAGACCAGCACCAAGAGAGAAGAGACAGCAGAUACUGCUCCUAAUAAUGGACCAGGAGACCAGCACUCAGACAGCAACGUCUCAAAGAACUCAUCUGCAGAGAGAGACCAGCUAAAGACCAGUUACAACAACCUGACUAAAGAGAGAGACCAGCUACAGACUGAGAGAGAUUUUGUUAUCGGGUGGCUUACCAAUUCCAAACAAACUUGUCCUGAAGCCUGGCAGAAGUUUGAAUCCAGUUGGUACUUCCUGUCUACUGAGACUAAAACCUGGAAUGAGAGCAGAGAGGACUGUCUGAAGAGAGGAGCAGACCUGGUGAUCAUAAACAGUGAUAAGGAACAGACAUUUCUCGUCAACCUCAAGAAGAGAGUCUGGAUUGGUCUGACUGACUCUGUUACUGAGGGGACCUGGAAAUGGGUGGACGGCACCCCACUGACCACAAGGUACUGGUAUGGCCCACAGCCUGAUAAUGGUGGUGUCAAUCCAGUAAAUGGUAUGGAGGACUAUGUUGAGAUACGCACAGAUCAGAGUCCUCUGAAGGCAUGGAAUGACAUGUCAUGUGCGGAGAAUCUUCGCUGGAUUUGUGAGAAAGUGCCUUAA
Messenger RNA from Salvelinus fontinalis (brook trout), 747 nucleotides. RefSeq names its product C-type lectin domain family 4 member E-like. The record is from RefSeq and is a predicted model, not a curated record. The transcript has 5 exons. NCBI's taxonomy places the organism in Eukaryota, Metazoa, Chordata, Actinopteri, Salmoniformes, Salmonidae. The coding region runs from base 1 to 747 and encodes 248 amino acids.